Messenger RNA from Cetraspora pellucida, 171 nucleotides. The record is from the annotation of a GenBank genome assembly. Lineage: Eukaryota; Fungi; Glomeromycota; Glomeromycetes; Diversisporales; Gigasporaceae.
AUGAAAUGGAUGAAGCAGAAGAAGUAAAUAAUAAUACAUUAGCAUUGACUAUUCUUACAAAUAAUGAAUUAUUAAGUGAUAGACAAAAGUCUAAAAAAUAUUUAAUUUGCCAAGGUCUUCAAUCUGAACAAAUUUCUGAUUAUAUUAAAUGUACUUCAGUACAAUUUGGCA